Molecule: messenger RNA, 276 nt
Organism: Talaromyces amestolkiae
Lineage: Eukaryota; Fungi; Ascomycota; Eurotiomycetes; Eurotiales; Trichocomaceae
Exons: 4
Coding region: 1-276 (91 amino acids)
Biological process (GO): translation
Cellular component (GO): ribosome
Molecular function (GO): structural constituent of ribosome
Source: RefSeq, a predicted model, not a curated record
AUGGCCAAGAGAACUACCAAGGUCGGUAUUACCGGAAAGUACGGUGUCAGAUACGGUGCCUCUCUCCGUAAGCAGCUUAAGCGUCUCGAAGUUGCUCAGCACGCCCGAUACACCUGCACCUUCUGCGGUCGUAACACCGUCCGCCGUCACUCUGUCGGUAUCUGGAACUGCUCCGGCUGCAAGAAGACCAUCACCGGUGGUGCUUACACUCUCUCCACCCCCGCCGCCUCCGCUGCUCGCUCUACCCUCCGCCGUCUCCGCGAAAUCAACGAGUAA